AUGACAGUCGAACCAUCGGAGGUACGACUUUUUCGGGUUGGUGGUGUGGUGUCCAGGCAUAACGAAGGUUACGGUUCCGUCUCAUCGCCGGUAGCAGCGGAGUUGACGCUCACUUCGACGAUACCUAGACGGCUCAGCAGUGACCAGCAGCUGAGUCGAUGGCAUACCCACCAGGUGAGUUUCCCGGCCUUGUGGAGCUUUCUGCCCCUUCUAGACUCUUGGGCUGACGACCUUUCUGCACCCCCAUGCGCAUGCAGUGGUGGUUCUGAGGUCAUCUAUCAUCACGCCAACGACUCCCAGAAUCCUUUGCUGAACAGCACUAGAAUCACUAGACCUCCUUGGCUAGAACCCGACCUUCCUAUACUUUCCCCUUUCCAGAUCAUGAGUUCCAAGUCCACGAGCUGCUCGUCAGUUGUCUCUUCUCGUGUUGUGAUAGAUCUGCUCUACCCGCUGGCAUCAUUCAAUAUUGUAAAGGCGAUGGCGAGAACGUUCCUGAUUUGCUAUCUUGCAACCUUGACGGAAGCUCUUGUCGGGUCAGGUCUUGGGCUAGGAAGAUUUGCGGCUGCCAAUAUUCAUCUCACGGCAGGUCGCGGUAGGCCGAUACUCCAGCAGUCCUGGCGGUUCGAGAUCACGAUCUCUACCACCUAUCUCGAAUGCACCACCUUCGCAAAGCUCGUACGGUGCCGCAUUUCUGCGUAUCGAAUAUCCGAUGGUGGUAGACAUAGCGGGCAAGGAAUGGCAAGCGAACCGGGCUCAGAGGAAUCGGAGCUCAGUAUACCGGCCCUUGGGCCUCCCGAAUUAUUUGGGACGUUCAAGCUCGAAAUUUCGAUGAAUUUCGUCAACGGUCCACCGUGUCAGAAAGAUGCCCAUGAUCCCGAGGCCUCCCGUCUCAUGUUACCCAAGAUGCACACUCUAUGCAUUGACGUCUCAUUUGGCCGCUGCAGUGGGUAUUCGUCAUCUCAUCUCAAGUGGGGAGUCGGCAGCCAUGCAGCGAAUGUACCCUUUCAGGCGUUCAUAAAAGGCAGCAAAGACACGUCUUGCAGUGGUGCCCAAAAGCCGAUGCAGGUUGCCCAAAUGCUCUGUCCGUACAUAAGUGUCUCCAGCCGCCAAUUCAUGCCAGAAGCCGUUAUGAAAUCUUGCCGAAAUCAACCUUUUGAUUCGAAUUCGCAACAACCACGUUCUAGGAAUUCUGACAUCUUCCGUCAGCUGUGUUUCCGCUCGCGAUGGUUCGAGAGAAGAUGUCAUAUCAGUGGACAGAGCAGAUAG
Pseudocercospora fijiensis CIRAD86 is the source of this 1266-nucleotide messenger RNA. RefSeq lists its product as uncharacterized. Bases 1 to 1266 code for a protein of 421 amino acids. NCBI's taxonomy places the organism in Eukaryota, Fungi, Ascomycota, Dothideomycetes, Mycosphaerellales, Mycosphaerellaceae. The record is from RefSeq and is a predicted model, not a curated record. The transcript has 10 exons.